Molecule: messenger RNA, 1685 nt
Organism: Hyaloscypha bicolor E
Lineage: Eukaryota; Fungi; Ascomycota; Leotiomycetes; Helotiales; Hyaloscyphaceae
Product: phenylalanyl-tRNA synthetase-like protein alpha chain
Exons: 4
Coding region: 44-1591 (515 amino acids)
Biological process (GO): phenylalanyl-tRNA aminoacylation
Cellular component (GO): phenylalanine-tRNA ligase complex; cytosol; cytoplasm
Molecular function (GO): tRNA binding; phenylalanine-tRNA ligase activity; ATP binding
Source: RefSeq, a predicted model, not a curated record
ACAACACUCAGCACAGCUUUUCCAAGUGCGCACGUCUUUAGUGAUGGCGGCCAGUCAUCAUGGCCAACAAGGCGAUCUGCCAUCUGAAAUUCUUGAGCUACUUUCCAAGAACGAUCCAAUUCUGUCCUCGGAGGCCUUGCCAUUACAGAAAUCCACGGACGUCAAGGCCGCAUUAGACAGAUUAGCCUCGCGUUCUAUGAUCACAUAUGAGACGAUUGACCGAGAGGAAGCGAUGCUAGAGGAUGAGGGUGCGGAAAUCGAGGCCAAUGGCAGCCAUGAAGCACGAGUAUUUGAGGCGCUACGGAAGGCAGUUGAGGGUCUCACAGUGAAGGAAUUGGAGGCUGCCAUAGGAGACAAAAAAGCCGCCAGUCUGGGACAGGGAAAAGCUUUCAAGUCGAAAUGGAUCGCAAAAGGCAAAGAUGGUCGUCUGGUUGCAUCAACCGGAUCGAUACAAGACACAACCCGCGAGCAACUUCAGAUCAUUCAAAAGACGCGAACGCAUCCUGAUCCAAAAGUUGUCGCAGACUUAAAAAAGCGGAAACUCGUCAAGAUGCAGAAGGUUAUUAGCUUCAGGAUUCACAAGGGGCUAAAGUUCGCUCUCGAGAUGGUGAAAGAGGAGACGGAUUUGACAGUUGAUAUGUUGGCUUCUGGUGCGUGGAAGACCGCCGCUUUCAAGCCCUACAACUUCAGAUCACUCGGAACAGAUCAGAAUGCAGGUGCUCUGCAUCCCUUGAACAAAGUCCGGCAUGAAUUUCGACAAAUCUUCUUUGAGAUGGGAUUCGAGGAGAUGCCCACGAAUCGCUUCGUCGAGACCGGAUUCUGGAACUUCGACGCACUCUUCGUACCGCAACAACAUCCAGCUCGUGACCUGCAAGAUACCUUCUACAUUUCGGACCCGAAAACCGCAGACAAACCACAUGCAGAGACAAGGGCCGAUAAGGCAGACUAUGAGGCAUAUUGGAAUAAUGUAAAGGAUGUGCACCAAGAAGGAAAGUAUGGAUCUAUUGGAUAUAGGUAUCCCUGGGCUGAAGACGAGUCUCUACGACUAGUCCUCCGAACGCAUACCACCGCAAUUUCAACUGCCAUGCUACACAAACUGGCGUCUAAGAAAGGACCGGAUGGAAGACCGCCCCCGGCCCGAUACUUUUCAAUUGAUCGUGUGUUCCGUAACGAGACCGUUGAUGCAACCCAUCUUGCAGAGUUCCACCAAGUCGAGGGUGUCAUUGCUGACUACGGAUUGUCCCUGGGUGGACUUAUGGAGUUUAUGCAAAUCUUCUUCACGAAGAUGGGCAUCGAGGACCUACGCUUCAAGCCAGCUUACAACCCAUACACCGAGCCCAGUAUGGAGAUUUUCAGUUUCCACAAGGGGCUAAACAAGCUUGUGGAGAUUGGCAACAGUGGUAUGUUCAGGCCUGAGAUGUUAGAGGCAAUGGGUCUGCCAAAGGAUAUGCGUGUCUUCGGAUGGGGUUUGAGCUUGGAGCGUCCAACAAUGAUAAAAUACAAGGUGAAUAACAUUCGGGAGUUGCUGGGACACAAAGUAGAUCUGGCCUUCAUCGAGAGGAACCCUGCCGUCAGAUUAGAGAAGACUUAGACGGGUGCUGGGAGGAACAAAAAGAAAGGAUUGUAGAUCUGGCUCAAUGAUAUCCGAGUUGCUUUCCAGAUGCGCUGUAGCCACACGUGAUUAC